UUCGACUCGGCUCAGCUGAAUGACUCAAACAUACAGUAGCUAGCGUUUCCACUCAUGAUCGUGGUGACGGAGAAAAUACACUUCAUUGACAGCUCGCCCGGGUAAUUAUAAUAUAAUGAUCCGAAGCCUGUCAGUCUGACAUCACUCAAAUCAAAAUCUGACUUGAGAACAUAGAGAGGGGUGUAUUUUUGCUGUCAGAAGUUGCUGCAAACAUGAGAGGUGUACCGUGGCUGCUUGUGGUGGUUUUGGCGUUAAGCUUUGAACUUGCGCUCUGUAAAGUUUGCUACGACGAUGUGGGUUGCUUUAGUCGAGUCUUUUUUACUUGCCAUCAUCGACACCCGGAAUCGCCGGCCAAGAUCGGCACGACGUUCACUCUCUUCACCCGCUCGACCGCCGGCGACGUCGGAGUUGGAGAGUCGAUGGACAGGAAAAUUCCGUCAACGAUUACGACGUCGAAGUUCGAUGCGAGGAGGGGUACGAAGAUUCUGAUACACGGCUGGAAGGGAAGUAUGGAGGGAUACAGGUGGACUGGUAUGAGGGACGCUUUGCUUUUGAGGGAAGACGUCAACGUGAUCAUGGUCGACUGGUCUUUGGGUGCUCGAAGACAAUACCCCACGUCGAGGGCCAACUCUCGCGUGGUCGGUCGCCAGGUCGCCAGGUUAAUCGAAGCCCUCAAUGUACACGGCGGGGCUCUUUAUAUCGACGUCCAUAUCAUUGGGCACAGCUUGGGCGCCCACAUUGGGGGCUACGCAGGGUCAUCCACCCACGAAAUGAUCGGAAGAAUAUCAGGUUUGGACCCUGCAGGCCCAGGGUUUGGCGGGAAACGGGUGAGGAACUUCUGUCGUCUAGACAAAUCCGAUGCAACUUUUGUUGACGUCAUACACACUGACGGUGAACUGAUCGCAAUGGGAGGGCUUGGGCUCAUGGAUGAGCUUGGCCACCAAGAUUUCUACCCCAACGGAGGGACGGACAUGCCCAAUUGCUACUUCAGCAUCAUCUGCGACCAUAUGAAAGCCAUUGCAUACUACACCGAGAGCAUCUCCAAAAGUACCCCAUGCCGCUUCAGGCCCACCACUUGGGCACCUAAAUGGGACAACUACAAGAAGGGAAUACAAACCCGGGACUGUCGGAACAUGGCUUGUCCCGAUAUGGGUUACACUGCAAGUCCCAUACAUGACGAAGGCGUGUUUUAUCUCAAAACAAAUAAAUAUUAUCCCUUCUGUCAAGGGUGAUAGGCGAUUUCAGGAAAAUUACCACAAAAUGGAAGUACGAAAGAAACAUCAAAACUCUUAUGUACACUUUGUUUAAACGUUGUGAUGAAGAUCUGGGCCCUGUAUUAUAAAGAGUUGAUAUCACUCGCAAAUUAUUUGCGAUUGAUAUCAAUCGCAGCUAUGUACACAAGAGAUAGGAGAUUGCAAACUUGCGAUUGAUCGGAGGACUUACGAUUGAUUUGGAUCAAUCGCAACUCUUUGUAAGACGGACCCUGUAGAUGCCUACUAUUAAAUGAUAACAGAUAUAUUAUGUACAUAUCAAAGUAAUUUCUACUUCGUUUCACCUUCGAAUGUAUCCACGGUCUCGCUCCGUCAUUAUUAUCUGAACUCCUGGGACCCGUUUCACAAAGCCUUUUUUCAAAGACAAAUAACAAAAAUCAGUGACAAAUCUGCUAAUAG
Molecule: messenger RNA, 1670 nt
Organism: Strongylocentrotus purpuratus (purple sea urchin)
Lineage: Eukaryota; Metazoa; Echinodermata; Echinoidea; Camarodonta; Strongylocentrotidae
Product: pancreatic lipase-related protein 2
Exons: 5
Coding region: 213-1232 (339 amino acids)
Biological process (GO): lipid metabolic process
Molecular function (GO): lipase activity
Source: RefSeq, a predicted model, not a curated record